AUGGGAAACAGCACACUGGUGACAGAAUUCACACUCACUGCAUUGACUGUUGACCCACAGGUGCAGCUGAUCCUCUUUGGGACAUUUUUUGCUGUUUAUGCCAUCACCCUGGUGGGCAAUGUAAGCAUGAUUAUCUUAAUCAGGAUCAGUCCUCAACUCCAUACACCAAUGUACUUUUUCCUCACCAACUUAUCUUUUCUGGAUAUUUGUUACUCAUCAUCUGUCACCCCAAAUUUCCUAUCCAAUCUUUUAAAGGAGAAGAAGAUUAUUUCCUACGGGGGUUGUUUUACUCAGCUUUACUUUUAUGCUCUCUUUGCCACCACAGAAUCCUACCUCCUAGCUGUGAUGGCGUAUGAUCGCUAUGUGGCAAUCUGCAAUCCUCUAGUNUACUCGAUCACCAUGUCCCCAAGAAAGUGUGUUCAGCUGAUAGCAAUUUCCUACAUUGCUGGGAUCAUUAAUGCUUCGGUGCACACAAUAGCUGCAACUAGACUGUCCUUCUGUGGCCCAAACUUCAUUAAGAAUUUUUAUUGUGAGGGUCCUCCCCUUUUUGCUCUUUCCUGCUCAGAUGUCAGUCUUAAUUAUCUGCUGAUAUUUGUAUUUGUUGGGUUCAAUAUAACAACAACAAGCCUGACUCUACUCACCUCCUACACUUAUAUCCUGGUCACCAUUUUCAAGAUCCACUGUGCCAAGAGCCGUAGGAAAGCCUUCUCCACUUGCACCUCUCACCUCAUGGUCAUCUCCAUCUUCUAUGGAUGUCUGAGCUUUAUGUAUGCACAGCCAAGCUCUAGGCAGAAUUAUCAGCUAGACCAAAUGGCUUCUGUGUUCUAUGUAGUGGUGACCCCCAUGCUCAAUCCAUUAAUCUACAGCAUGAGGAACCAGGAG
This is a messenger RNA of Python bivittatus (Burmese python), 882 nucleotides long. NCBI's taxonomy places the organism in Eukaryota, Metazoa, Chordata, Lepidosauria, Squamata, Pythonidae. The record is from RefSeq and is a predicted model, not a curated record.